Cucurbita maxima (winter squash) is the source of this 1663-nucleotide messenger RNA. RefSeq names its product bifunctional riboflavin biosynthesis protein RIBA 1, chloroplastic-like. Gene Ontology annotation, cellular component: chloroplast. Gene Ontology annotation, biological process: riboflavin biosynthetic process. The coding region runs from base 59 to 1516 and encodes 485 amino acids. The transcript is spliced from 6 exons. The record is from RefSeq and is a predicted model, not a curated record. Lineage: Eukaryota; Viridiplantae; Streptophyta; Magnoliopsida; Cucurbitales; Cucurbitaceae. Gene Ontology annotation, molecular function: GTP cyclohydrolase II activity; 3,4-dihydroxy-2-butanone-4-phosphate synthase activity.
AUUCCAAAACUGCAUCACUUGUGCUUGAGCUUUGGAAAAGCCAUUUUCAGCCUCAACAAUGGCUUUUACAAGCUUCUCUUGCCAUUCGUCAUCGCCCACUUCUCAUCUUCGAAAAUGGAAAGACCUUCGAGGUUUUGCGAUCAAACCCUACACACCAAUAUUUUUUCCCUCCGUCAUCAAACUUGCUAAAUUCUCGAUAGUCACCAACCGUUGCGUCCAAGCUAGAGAUGGGGUUGAUAUCAAUGCCAUCGUCGCAAACAAUACUAUCUUUGAUGUCGAUGACCAGUUGAUUUCGAUUGACGAGUCAAACCUCAAUCGUUUGGUUGAAGAGUUUUCAUCCAUCGAAGAAGCCAUUGAAGACAUACGUCAGGGGAAGAUGGUGGUGGUGGUUGACGAUGAAAAUUUAAACAAAGGAGGUUUGAUAAUGGCAGCGGAGGCGGCGACGACGGAGGCGAUGGCUUUCAUGGAAAAGCAUGGAACCAAGAUUGUUUAUGUGGGGAUGAAAAGGGAAGAUCUUGAGAGGUUGGAAACUCCGUUAAUGGUGGACAUAAUCGCCGGAGUAUCAUCGGAAGAUAGGGCGGCGACCGCGGUGGCAUUAGCAUCAAAACACUCAAAACCUUAUGAUUUUAAACAACCUGGCCAUAUCCUUCCCCUCCGACACACCGAAGGUGGCGUUCUGAAGAGGCCUGGACACACUGAAGCCUCGGUCGAGCUUGCUCGGCUCGCCGGACUAAGCACGGUUGGAAUUCUCAGUGAGAUCGCCAUUGGUGACAAACUCGGUUCCAAGGCUAGGCUCCCAAAACUACGCCAGUUUGCGAACCAUCAUAGCCUUAAAAUCAUCUCCAUUACUGACUUAAUCAGGUAUAGAAGGAAGAAGGUGAUAUCAAUUGAGCGCGUCGGAGCUCCUACAAGGAUGCCCACAACAUGGGGAACAUUCAAGGCCUAUUGUUAUAAAUCCACCUUAGAUGGCAUCGAACAUAUUGCAAUGAUGAUGGGCGAUGUUAGGAACGGAGAAGAUAUUCUAGUGAGAGUGCACUCCGAAUGCUUCACUGGAGACGUAUUCGGAUCAACCAGAUGCGACUGUGGAAAGCAACUAGCUUUAGCAAUGCAACAAAUCAAAGCAGCUGGAAAAGGAGUGUUGGUCUAUCUACGAGGGCAAGAAGGAAGAGGGAUCGGUUUGGGCAACAAGCUUCUCGCAUACAAUUUGCAAGAUGCCGGGAGGGAUACCGUCGAAGCCAACGAAGAUCUGGGAUUGCCUAUCGAUUCUAGAGAUUAUAGCGUCGGUGCACAGAUUCUACGAGAUCUUGGAGUAAGAACAAUGAGGCUAAUGACGAACAAUCCAGCAAAGUACAUAGGGCUAAAGGGAUACGGGUUGGGAGUUUCGAGCAGAGUUCCUCUUGUAACGCCAAUUACUAAGGACAACAAACGAUACCUAGAAACUAAGAGAACCAAAAUGGGUCACAUUUAUGGCUUGGAAUUUAAUGGUGAAUUAAGAAACCCUAGUGGAUGCCAAUAAAAAAACCGAUGCAAAUGCUUCGAGCGAUGCUUUGGCUACUUAAUUCUUCCUCGCACCCUUGAAAGCUCGAUAUUUGUUAAAUUAAAGGCGUGUUUGAAGGUACUUUUAUGAGAUUAGUAGUUAUAUCGAUAUAUUUUUAAAUAAUUA